ACACUAGUCACGUUCUGCACCAGCCGUCACUACCACACAUCCUACUUUGUUGAUAUGUUCACAACGAUAGCUACUGCUGGACGGAGAUUUGCAUUUGUUUUGGCCAUAAAAGUUCGUAUUUUUUAUCAAGUGUUUGUAUUUCCUGCGGCAAUCGAAUAAGAAUGUAGUGUAGUUUGAUAAAUCAGUGCUUUAAUCAGCUGUGUCAAGUGGCAGAUAAGCUUUUUGAACGACUGGUCGCCAGAUAUGUACGAGGAUCGUUCAGCAUGGAAGUGUUAACAAUCUAGCGUAAUCGUGACAGCCCCUUCACCCCGCUAUGGAAGGUGAUCCCAAUCUGAAAUCGGAACAUGCAGAGAUACGUUCUUUUGUGCUAUUCAAAAAUUAUACGGAACGAACGGUGGACAUCUACUGGGUGAAUUACUCCUCCAAGUUCAUUCACUACUCGGCGCUAGCUCCGACUGCCCAGGUGCCGGUCAACACCUACGUGACCCAUCCAUGGGUAUUCAUCGACAGGUUGACCGGCGAACGGAUGCUGGUCAACGGUAAACCCGUCUACUACCCGGAACCGUGGUACACGAAUAUUGACGCCAACGGAAAGCUGAACCGAAUUGAAGUUCGAAUACAUUAUCCUCUGAGAAGCUUGAAGGGCAUCUGCACGUGGAAGGUGUUUUCUUUGAUGCAGCAGAAGCACAACUUUCUCGAACUGGAUAUUCCAAAGACUCUGGUCGCCGAUCUGAGAUCAUGCUAUAAUCUCUUUCUAAUGAGCAGUAAAUUAGCAAAGUAAGGGACAAGUGAUUUUGUGUUAGUUAUAGGUUUAAAUAGGUCAACUUUUUGGGACAAUAUUCCAGAAAUAUUUAUUCACUGGACGAGCAACUGAAGGACAAUGUUCUUUAAAUGAAAUAAACUGUGUGAAAAAAAAAUCAGACUAGA
Molecule: messenger RNA, 927 nt
Organism: Aedes aegypti (yellow fever mosquito)
Lineage: Eukaryota; Metazoa; Arthropoda; Insecta; Diptera; Culicidae
Gene: Vhl
Product: protein Vhl
Exons: 2
Coding region: 314-781 (155 amino acids)
Source: RefSeq, a predicted model, not a curated record